AAGAUAAGGAUGAUAUUCUUCCAUUCUCUAGUAUACAAGAUACAAGCAAUGGAGAAGAACAAGAUAUAAACCCCAAGAUGGAAAUUAAAGUACGAAAUGUAUUCAAAUGUACAAUACACAAUAGCUUGACAUCCGAGGAUGCAUUUCCUGAACUGUUCAUUUGCUCUCAAAUCUACAAGAAAAUAUUGUUUGUUGGGUGUCUCCCUUGCCAGUUGCACUUGACAAAGAAAAGAAGGAUGGAGGCUUAGAAACCCCUCAGCAGGCUUUGAUAACUAGUGGAGAACAAGAAGGUCGAGAGGAAACAAUAAGGUUUCCUUGUGAUGAGUGCCAAUAUGUUGGAAUGAAUGCAAAAGCUCUGAAGAGACAUGUUGAAAGUAAACACAAGGGAGUGAGAUAUCCUUGUGAAAAGUGUGAAUACGCUGCAACUACCGUAGGUAAUCUUAGAAUUCAUGUUAAUACAAGACAUGAAGGGGUUAGAUAUCCAUGUGAUAGAUGUGAAUACACUGCUUCAAGAAAAAGUUAUCUAACAUUUCAUAUAGAGAGUAUACACGAGGGAGUGAGAUAUCCUUGUGAUAAAUGUGAUUACACCGGUGUUAAAAAGGAAGAUCUAAGAAGCCAUAUAAUGUCUGUUCACGAAGGAGUGAGAUAUCCCUGUGACCAAUGCAGUUAUGAAGCAACUACACCUAGGGGUCUGAGGAGUCACAUAAAAAGUAAACAUCAAGGAUAUAACCAUUUUUGUGUCCAGUGUGAUUAUUCCGCAGCUACAGCACGCACUUUGAAGAAACAUGUUGAAUCUAAACAUGAUGGGAUAAGAUAUCCUUGUGAUCAGUGUGAUUACGCAUCAACCUCUGCAAUCAAUCUGAAGCAGCAUGUUUACAGCAAACAUGAAAACGUGAUGUUUCCAUGCAAUGAGUGUGAGUUUUCUGCCACCACGGCAAGUUAUCUUCAUCAUCAUAAAAAGAGUAAGCACGAAGGAGUAAGAUAUCCUUGCACUGAAUGCGAUUAUAUGGCAAAUAAACCAGGAGAUUUAAGAAAACACAAUGAUAGCAAACACGGAGGCCCGAAAAGAUAUUCCUGUUCACUUUGUGAUUACAAGGCUUAUCAGAGUGGGCAUUUGAAGUUACAUAUUGAGACAGUUCACGAGGGAAUAACUUAUCCUUGCGAUAAAUGUGAAUAUGUUGCAACCACAAAAAGCAAUCUAAUACAUCACACUAAAGCAAAGCAUGAUGGCGUGAGAUAUCCAUGUGACCAGUGCAAUCAUUCUGCAACUUCAACUGUGCAUCUGAAGUCUCACAUUCAGAGUAAACACAAGAAUGAUAAAUACCCGUGUAUGGAUUGUGAAUAUGUUGGAACUACCGAAAGGUAUUUAAAGCGACACGUUAAAACUAAACACAAUCUAGUAAAUUAUCCUUGUGAUAAAUGUGAAUACAGUGCAACAAGCUUAUCACAUUUAAAAAAGCAUCGUCUCACAAAGCAUUGACUAUUUUACAGUGCUUUUUGGAUCCGGAUCCGGAUCCGCAAAAAUAUGCGGAUCCACGGAUCCGGAUCCAAGAGAUAAAAUAUCAAUAAAAAA
Eurytemora carolleeae is the source of this 1573-nucleotide messenger RNA. Its product is annotated as zinc finger protein 431. Lineage: Eukaryota; Metazoa; Arthropoda; Copepoda; Calanoida; Temoridae. Gene Ontology annotation, molecular function: DNA-binding transcription factor activity, RNA polymerase II-specific; RNA polymerase II transcription regulatory region sequence-specific DNA binding. The coding region runs from base 341 to 1480 and encodes 379 amino acids. The transcript is spliced from 3 exons. Gene Ontology annotation, cellular component: nucleus. Gene Ontology annotation, biological process: regulation of transcription by RNA polymerase II. The record is from RefSeq and is a predicted model, not a curated record.